AUGGCUACGGAACAAAAGCGCUAUGCAAGUGACACUCGUAAGCAGAAUACAAAAAGAUCCAUUCCUCCUGGCCUUUCGAAAGAAACAUUUGAAUUGUCGACAUUCGAAAAACUGAUGUUAUAUUUAACGAAAUCACAUCCUGAAUAUACAAAAUCGAAUUUUACUGAAGCUUUAUACGCCUAUCGUCAAGAACAGCAAACAUUGGCCGGAUUAAGUUUAUCACAAAUCGAAGACGGUGUACUAAAUAUUGUUCGAAGCAAAUAUCCGUCCGAGCAGAACGAUGUUGACACCACUCUAAAUCAACAUUCGUUCGAAGAUAACACCGAACAGUCAGUGGCGGCCACACUUUGGAGUACAUUUAAACGGUAUCGAGAACAAACAGCGAAGAAAUCCUUGCGAAAAGAUGAGUCAUCAAAGACCGAAGAUCAAUGUUUGAUUUGUUUGGAGAAUUUAAGUUUGAAAAACACGGAAACAUUUCCUUGCAAUCACACGUUUCAUCGUGAAUGCUUGGAGGAAUGGUUUAAGAUUGAACGGACAUGUCCUCUAUGUCGAAAACUGUUACUUUUUAGUGAUGAAUUUCCUACUUUGAAGUAA
Messenger RNA from Adineta ricciae, 594 nucleotides. Lineage: Eukaryota; Metazoa; Rotifera; Eurotatoria; Adinetida; Adinetidae. The record is from the annotation of a GenBank genome assembly.